Molecule: messenger RNA, 967 nt
Organism: Rhinichthys klamathensis goyatoka
Lineage: Eukaryota; Metazoa; Chordata; Actinopteri; Cypriniformes; Leuciscidae
Gene: pvalb7
Product: parvalbumin 7
Exons: 5
Coding region: 188-517 (109 amino acids)
Cellular component (GO): cytoplasm; nucleus
Molecular function (GO): calcium ion binding
Source: RefSeq, a predicted model, not a curated record
CAAGAGGAAGAUCACGUCUCCAGCCUUCAGACUGAGCUCCAAGCGUCCGCUGCUGCUGAAGUCAAACACCGCCUAACACACACACACACAGCAAAGACACGCAAGCGGGAAACACACACACACACACACCGACGGAGAGAAAGAGAGAGAAACACAUCCUGAGUGAGACCGAGCUGCAGCUGUCAAGAUGGCCAUGAAAAACCUUCUGAAAGAUGAUGAUAUCAAAAAAGCCCUUGAUCAAUUCAAAGCUGCGGACAGCUUCGACCACAAGAAGUUCUUUGAUGUGGUGGGGCUGAAGGCUCUGUCUGCUGACAACGUGAAGUUGGUCUUCCAAGCUCUGGAUGUGGACGCCAGCGGCUACAUCGAGGAGGAGGAGCUUAAGUUUGUGCUGAAGGGCUUUGCUGCAGAUGGCAGAGAUCUUACCGAUAAGGAGACCAAAGCAUUCCUCGCUGCUGCCGACAAGGAUGGAGACGGGAAAAUUGGCAUAGAUGAAUUUGAAGCUUUGGUGCACGAGUAAAUCGUCAAUAUUUGGCAACCCUUUACACCACUACUCUCCUGUGAAUACCUACAGCCAAUCAUAUUGUACAUCUCUACACAUCCUGCCACGAGCUAGGAGCACAACCGCCUCCUUUUACCACAUUUAUUUAUUUACCUUUUCUUUUUUUAUAUACAAUCUCUGUAGAUUUUAGUUAGCUACAACAUCUCUCAUAAAAACCUGGAGAUUCCUGUACUGCUUUCACCACCCAUCUCUUCUUUUUUGUUCACUUUGGCACGUUUCUUUCUGUUUAUGCCUCAAAAUGCUCCUUUCUUCUCCUUAUCUUGCUCCAUCUGUCAUCCCUUCCCUGUUUCGCUCCUCUCUUGUGAUAGAGCCACUGAACACGAUGAAUAUAUGAAGAGAAGGAUUAGACGAAAUGAGAGAAAAAAAUAUUGAAGAGAGAUAAAAUAAAGCCAUGCGUUGAGAAAAAAA